Choloepus didactylus (southern two-toed sloth) is the source of this 4185-nucleotide messenger RNA. It is a transcript of the gene CARD10, whose product is annotated as caspase recruitment domain family member 10. The transcript is spliced from 21 exons. Bases 32 to 3313 code for a protein of 1093 amino acids. Gene Ontology annotation, biological process: regulation of apoptotic process. The record is from RefSeq and is a predicted model, not a curated record. Lineage: Eukaryota; Metazoa; Chordata; Mammalia; Pilosa; Megalonychidae.
GGCAGGACGCUCGGCCGGGGCCGGGGUGGCGAUGUGGGGAGGCCCGGGCAGCCCCGGCGGCCUCGGGGACGGGGGCGGAGCCGGGGGCACCGCGGACACCGCCCCCCUGCGCCGGCGGAGCCGCCGCCCGAGCGCGGACCCGGGAGCCCGAGGCGGCUGCGGCGUGUGGGACGCCGAGGACGCAGCCAUGCCGGGCGGGGCCGAGGCCGGGGAGGCCGAGGAGGAGACCGGGGCCGGCUCGGGGUCCGAGGCGGAGGAAGACGCACUGUGGGAGAGAAUCGAGGGCCUCCGGCACCGGCUGACGCGCGCCCUGAACCCCGCCAAGCUCACUCCGUAUUUGCGCCAGUGCCGGGUCAUCGACGAGCAGGACGAGGAGGAGGUGCUGAGCACCUACCGCUUCCCGUGCCGCGUCAACCGCACCGGGCGCCUGAUGGACAUCCUGCGCUGCCGUGGCAAGAGGGGCUAUGAGGCCUUCCUGGAAGCCCUGGAAUUCUACUACCCCGAGCACUUCACGCUGCUCACAGGCCAGGAGCCCGCCCAGCGCUGCUCCAUGAUCCUCGACGAGGAGGGGCCCGAGGGCCUGACCCAGUUCCUGAUGACAGAGGUGCGGCGGCUGCGGGAAGCUCGCACCAGCCAACUGCAGCGGGAGCAGCAGCUGCAGGCUCGGGGCCGGGCGCUAGAGCAGGAGCGGGCAGGGCUGGAGCAGCGGCUGCAGGAGCAGCAGCAGGCCCAGGAGCGCUGCCAGCGGCUGCGGGAGGAUUGGGAGGCGGGCAACCUGGAGCUGCUGCGUCUCAAGGAUGAGAACUACAUGAUCGCCAUGCGCCUGGCACAGCUCAGCGAGGAGAAGAACUCAGCAGUGCUGCGCAGCCGGGACUUACAGCUGGCGGUGGAUCAGCUCAAGCUCAAGGUGAGCCGACUGGAGGAAGAAUGUGCACUGCUGCGCAGGAACAGGGGGCUGCUCCCCGGGGUCGAGGAGAAGGAGAAAGAGCCAGACAACACGGACCUGGUCUCCGAGCUGCGUGCUGAGAACCAGCGGCUGACGGCGUCGCUGCAGGAGCUGCAGGAUGGCCUGCAGCAGGAGGCUGGCCGGCCAGGGGCCCCGGGCUCGGAGCGUAUCCUCCUGGACAUCCUGGAGCAUGACUGGCGGGAGGCGCAGGACAGCAGGCAGGAGCUGUGCCAGAAGCUGCACGCCAUGCAGGGCGAGCUGCAGUGGGCAGAGGAGCUGCGGGACAAGUACCUGCAGGAGAUGGAGGACCUGCGGCUGAAACACCGCACGCUGCAGAAAGACUGUGACCUCUACAAGCACCGCAUGGCCACCGUGCUGGCCCAGCUCGAGGAGAUCGAGAAGGAGCGGGACCAGGCCAUCCAGAGCCGCGACCGGAUCCAGCUGCAGUACUCGCAGAGCCUUAUCGAGAAGGACCAGUACCGCAAGCAGGUGCGGGGCCUGCAGGCCGAGCGGGACGAGCUGUUGACCACGCUCACCAGCCUGGAGGGUGCCAAGGCCCUGCUGGAGGCCCAGCUGCAGCGGGCCCAGGGCGGUCCCUGCCUCAAGGCCUGUGCCUCCUCCCACUCCCUGUGCUCCAACCUCAGCAGCACCUGGAGCCUGAGUGAGGUCCCCUCCCUGCUGGGGGUUCCAGAUGCAGCUGGGGAGGCGGCCGUUGUUGGGGCAUCAGAACCCCACACGUCGGAGGAGGCCACAGACAGCGAGAAGGAGAUCAACCGGCUCUCCAUUCUGCCCUUCCCCCCCAGCGCCGGCUCCAUCCUCCGCCGGCAGCGUGAGGAGGACCCCGCACCCCCAAAGAGGUCCUUCAGCAGCAUGUCCGACAUCACAGUUCCCCAUCCCGGGACCCCUGACCCUCACUCCUCCCCUCCAGGGAGUGUGACGCUUAAGCCUUGGUCCCCCGGCCUCUCCUCUUCCUCGUCCUCUGACAGCGUGUGGCCCCUGGGAAAGCCGGACGGCCUCCUGGCCCGGGGCUGCGGCCUGGACUUCUUCAACAGGUCACUGGCCAUCCGAGUGUCUGGCUGGAGCCCCCCGGGGGGCCCCGAUUCGCAGGACAAGAGCCCAGACGGCCUGCCGUUCCUUGGGGACAGCUGGUCUGGGGCCGUGGUGCGGAGGGUGCUCUCUGGGCCAGGGUCUGCCAAGGCAGAAUCCUGCGAGCCAAGGGCUGAAGCCACUGGCCUGGAGGGGGCCUGUCUGGAAGCCGAAGCCCAGCAGAGAACUUUGCUCUGGACCCAAGCGUCCACAUCCCCCUUCCUGAUGGACCAGAAGGCCUGCCAGUCCUUUCACGAGGCCCUGGAAGCCUGGGCCAAGGGGCCGGGUGCUGAGCCCCUCUACAUUCGUGCCAACUUCCCCCUGCCGGAGCGGGCGGACCCCCACGCGCUGUGCGUGAAGGCUCAGGAGAUCCUGCGGCUGGUGGGCCUGGCGUACAGGCGGCGGCAGGAGUGGUUCUGCACGCGGGUGGACCCCCUCAUGCUGCGGGACCUGGACCGGGGCACCGUGCCCAAUUACCAGAGAGCCCAGCAGCUGCUAGAAGUUCAGGAAAAAUACCUGCCCUCCAGCCGGCCCCGCAGCCACCGGAACAACCUGAAGAAGCGAGCCCUGGACCAACUGCGGCUGGUGAAGCCCAAGCACCUGGGGGGUCCUGCUGGGGACUCCCCGGAGCAGCUGCUGUUGGAGCCCUGCUCAGAGCCGGAGCGGAGCCUCAGACCCUACAGCCUGGUGCGGCCACUGCUGGUGCCCACCCUGCGGCCAGUGGUGCUCUUGCCCGAGUGCCUGGCGCCCCGGCUCAUCCGCAACCUGCUGGACCUGCCCAGCUCCCGGCUGGACUUCCACGUGUGCUCAGCGGAAAGCCUCUCGGGGGAGGAGCUGUGCCCGGCCUCCGCGCCCGGAGCCCCCAAGGCCCGGCCUGCCACCCCGGGCCUGGGCAGCAGGAUCCGCGCCAUUCAGGAGUCUGUUGGGAAGAAGCACUGCCUGUUGGAGCUGGGCGCGCAGGGUGUGCGGGAGCUGGUCCAGAACGAGAUCUACCCCAUCGUCGUCCACGUGGAGGUGACCGAGAAGAACGUCCGGGAAGUCAGGGGUCUGCUGGGCCGGCAGGGCUGGCGGGACUCGGAGCUGCUGCGACAGUGCCGUGGCUCGGAGCCGGAGCUGUGGGGACUGCCCUGCUCCUGGGUGCAGGUGCACGCCCAUGCCUGGGGCCAUGCGGAGGAGCUGGCCAAGGUGGUGCGCGGCUGCAUCCUGCAGGAGCAGGGCCGCCUCGUGUGGGUGGAGUGCGGCAGAGGCGGUGGCGGCAGCAGCAGCAGCAGCGAGGCCUGAGAGCUCCCUGGGGCGCCUGUGGCUUCCUCGAGCCUUUUGCAGUCCUCCAGCGGGGGCCCUGGUGUCUGGUUGCACUGGGUCCCCCCACCCCAUGCUGAGCCUUCCUAGACCCUUGGACUCUUGGACGUGGCACCCUAGGGUCUGGGCUCUCCCACCUGAGUUUGUGGCUGGUGCUUCUGAGCCUGUGGGAGCCCCAUGGGGCAGAGCUCCUGCCUGCCCUGGACUUGCUGCUCUGGGCCCUCCUGCACCCCACGUGCAUCUCCAUGUCCCCACUCGUAGGUCAGCCAUGCUUGGGGCUGCGUCCUGUCCUUAAGUGUUCUCCCCGGAGCGUCUGAGUUCUCACCAUUGCACGGGUUUGCACACCCAAGUUCUCGGGGUGGCUCACGCCUGCCCCUCCACACGAAGCCUCACGUUUUUCCCUCUGCCCGGGCACACGAGUCCCAUGCAGUGUGCCCCAUGGGUGCACCAGGCCCGUUUCUGUGUGGCCCCCAUCUACACAGAUCCCUUCUCGUGUGUCCUCCGUGCAUGGCCGCCAUGGCCACCCCAGUCCACAAUGCUGUCCGCGUGCCCCUCAUGCCUUCUCCCUGUGUCCUCUCACCCAUGUUCAUGGUUCUCUCCUGUGUAAAUGUCAUACUCCCACCCCCUGACACUUGGGCACUAACACACGUGUGUUCCCGGCGAGCACACGCAGGACUGUUCUCACAGCACCUGCUCCCUGGCUUGUAUCCUGCCUCUUGGAGGGACAGGUGGGGAGGGGCUGGCUGCUCCGUCACCAGAAUGUAUCGUGGCUCGUGGAUCCUUAGCGAGCCCUCUCACUCAAAGGCUCCAUGUUAUGGAACAUUAAACACUUUUUCAUAGAAGCUGGUGGCCUU